Molecule: messenger RNA, 2109 nt
Organism: Malurus melanocephalus (red-backed fairy wren)
Lineage: Eukaryota; Metazoa; Chordata; Aves; Passeriformes; Maluridae
Product: plasminogen-like
Exons: 12
Coding region: 65-1510 (481 amino acids)
Biological process (GO): proteolysis
Cellular component (GO): extrinsic component of plasma membrane
Molecular function (GO): endopeptidase activity; signaling receptor binding
Source: RefSeq, a predicted model, not a curated record
UGCAAGUCAAUAAAACUUCGUGCACCAAUACACACAACUUCCAACAUGCAUCAGCUGGGCCAAAAUGGGGAUUAGCAAAGCUACCACUCUCUUUCUGUUCUUGCUCAGCUCAGUGAAAGGAGACAUACUGGAUGACUAUUUAAGAACAGAUGGUGUUUGGAUUCUUACUCRAAAUAAACAGUUUUACAAGACAAAUAAUGAAAAAGAAUGUGCGCAGAAAUGUGAAGCAGAAAGAAAUUUUACCUGCAGGGCUUUCCUAUUCACCAGGAAAAAGCUGCAGUGUUUAACACUGGCUGAAAAUGCUAAGAUGACGGUGAUGUUCUCCAGCCCAGAUGCAGUUCUUUAUGAGAAGCAAAUUUACCUUCUACAGUGUAAAAGAGGGAUUGGGACAGACUACAGAGGAACAGAAGCCAAGACUUGGAGGGAUAUUCCUUGCCAAAAGUGGGCAGAGAAAGUACCGCACAAACCAAAUUACACACCUGAAAAAUACCCCAAUGCAGGGUUGGAGGAAAACUACUGCAGAAAUCCUGAUGAGGAUGAAAGAGGACCCUGGUGUUACACAACAGAUCCUGCUAUUAGAUUUGAUUACUGUAAYAUCCCAGAGUGUGAGGACCAGGUCACGCACACUGAAGAAGGACCUACGGGGGAGUGCAUGCAGUGUAAUGGUGAGGACUACCAUGGAGAAGUUGCAAGAACAGAGUCUGGACUUGAGUGCCAGCGCUGGGAUGCCCAAGAGCCUCACAUGCAUGGAUUUACCCAGAGACACUAUCCAGGGAAGGAUCUGAAGAUGAAUUAUUGCCGCAAUCCUGAUGGUGAACUUCGGCCCUGGUGUUUCACUACCAACCCAAAUAAACGCUGGGAAUAUUGCAACAUUCCUCGUUGCUCUACAAGCCCACCAGUCUCUGGCCUAGGCUCCCAGUGUCUUUCGGGGAAAGGAGAAGACUAUCGAGGAAGAAUAACCACCACUGAAUCGGGAAAAACCUGCCAACACUGGAACACACAGUCUCCACACAAACAUGGCUGGAUUCCUGACAGAUACCCCUGCAAGGGCUUAGAGGAAAACUACUGUAGAAACCCUGAUGGAGAAAAGAAACCUUGGUGCUACACCACUGACAGCAGCAUGAGAUGGGAAUACUGCACAAUUCCUCYUUGUGAAGUGACAGAACAAGGGAUUGCUGAUGUGCCUGUACAAGUUCCCCUGACAGAGGAGUGCUACCGAGGCAAAGGUCAAAGUUAUCGAGGCACAAUGUCUGUCACUGCAUCGGGAAAGACGUGCCAGGCCUGGAACUCCAUGUUCCCACACAGGCAUAUAAAAACCCCGGACAGAUUCCCAGACGCGGAUUUGAGGGACAACUACUGUAGAAACCCAGAUGGUGACAGCAGCCCAUGGUGUUUCACCACCGACCCCAACACGUUAUGGGAGUACUGCAAUCUCAAGCGGUGUGACAAUCAUACACAAGAGCCUGCACUAAACGACUCCCCUGCAACGAUGGAACAAAACAUUGGAUGAGGUUAAGCAUACCUGGAAGUCAUCACAUGGACAAUCCAGUCCCUUAACAGUGCUGAAGAGGGAAGGAUGCAUUUUACCCUACCUAGGAUGUUGUUGGUACCUCAAGCACAGAGGCACACCAUGGGGUUGAUGCUGACAGACAAGCAGCACAAAAGAAAUCAUAUAGYACCUCUCUGAUUUCUGCAAACCUCAAAUCAAUGCCUUUGAUGUUUGUCACAAUCUAAGUAAGCUUCUGGUAAAUCCUCAAAGUUAACCUAACUUGCUCUCACUGACUUCAGGGGGAGAUGGAUUAGGCCCGCAACAGAUGUUUUAGAGCAAAAUACUUAGUUACUCAUCCUAAGUUAAACUUCUCACGAGGUCCCAAAAAGCAGUAAAGCCAGGGUGACUCUUAGUGGAUGAACAAAUUGAUAGCAAUUUUAUCAUAUUUCUUGAAUUUCACCUAAUGGUUUUGAGAUACAGGAAAGAAAUAAUUUUGUGGUAAGAGGAAAUAGAAAGUAUUUCACAUCCAGUGAAAAAGCAGUUGGGGAAAAUAAUGCAAAGCUUUAAUCUAACUCUUUUUUAAAAGUAUGUACUUAUAGACUGAAUUCUGUGGCUGACAU